Messenger RNA from Vicia villosa (hairy vetch), 2196 nucleotides. Its product is annotated as protein disulfide isomerase-like 1-4. The coding region runs from base 162 to 1901 and encodes 579 amino acids. Gene Ontology annotation, biological process: protein folding; response to endoplasmic reticulum stress. The transcript has 12 exons. The record is from RefSeq and is a predicted model, not a curated record. Gene Ontology annotation, molecular function: protein disulfide isomerase activity. Gene Ontology annotation, cellular component: endoplasmic reticulum. Lineage: Eukaryota; Viridiplantae; Streptophyta; Magnoliopsida; Fabales; Fabaceae.
GCAUAAACAUAAAGUUGGUGUACUUACGUGAUCUGUCCUCACGCAGUUACUACUUUUGUCACUAACGUCGGUCAAAUACUCCCAACUCACACUACCACCAUAGAUUUCCCCCGGCGAAACCCAAACCAAAAACAAUCUGAAUCCACAUUCACAAAUUCACAAUGCUAAAUCAUAAACGACUCGUCGUUUUACUCUCUCUCACCACUCUCCUCUUCCUCUCUUCACUCUCUCUCACUUUCUGCGACAAAAACGACAACGAAGACGACGAAGAUCUCAGCUUCUUAGAGGAGCCCGAAGAAUCCUCCACCACCCACCACGACGACGCCAAUUUCCCAGAUCCCGAGAAUUUCGAGGAAGAAGAUGAAGACGACGGAGGAGACGACGAAUUCGGCGACUUCUCCGGCUACGACCCUCAGGACGAGUUCAAGGAUCCAGAGGUGGAUGAAAAAGACGUCGUCGUUUUGAUCGAGCGAAACUUCACCACCGUAAUUGAAAACAACCAGUUCGUGCUGGUUGAAUUCUACGCGCCGUGGUGCGGUCAUUGUCAAGCUUUAGCGCCGGAGUAUGCCGCGGCGGCUACUGAGUUGAAGAAAGACGGUGUCGUUUUGGCUAAGGUGGAUGCUUCGCUGGAAAAUGAAUUGGCUCAUGAGUAUGAUGUUCAGGGUUUUCCUACUAUCUACUUCUUCGUCGAUGGAGUUCAUAAACCUUACGGUGGCCAAAGAACCAAAGAUGCUAUAGUGACAUGGAUUAAGAAGAAGAUAGGACCGGGUGUAUACAAUAUAACUACGUUGGAUGAUGCUGAACGCGUAUUGACCUCUGAAACUACUGUCGUUUUAGGCUUCCUUAAUUCCUUAGUUGGUGCUGAAAGUGAUGAGCUAGCUGCAGCAUCAAAAGUUGAGGAUGGCGUCAAUUUUUACCAAACCAUGGUUCCUAAUGUGGCUAAGCUUUUCCAUAUUGACCCAAAUGUCACUCGCCCUGCUUUGGUCUUGCUCAAGAAAGAGGAGGAGAAACUGAACCAUUUUGAUGGCCAAUUUGUUAAAGCUGCAAUAGCCAACUUUGUAUCCUCCAACAAGCUUCCGCUUGUCACAACUUUUACACGAGAAAGUGCUCCAGUGAUUUUUGAAAGUCCAAUUAAGAAACAGUUGUUGCUGUUUGUGACUAAAAAAGAAAAAGAGAAGUUCAUUCAAGUAUUUCAAGAAGCAUCAAAGUUUUUCAAGGGAAAGCUUAUUUUUGUUCAUGUGGAAGUGGAUAAUGAAGAAGUUGGAAAACCUGUUGCAGAUUAUUUUGGUAUCUCUGAGAAUACUCCCAAAGUACUUGCAUUCACAGGAAAUGAUGAUGGUAGAAAGUUUUUGCUUGAUGGGGAGGUGACCGUUGACAAUAUUAAGGCAUUCGGGGAAGAUUUCCUUGUAGACAAGCUAAAACCUUUCCUCAAGUCAGACCCAAUUCCUGAAAGAAACGACGGUGAUGUGAAAAUAGUUGUUGGCAAUAACUUCGACGAAAUUGUCUUGGAUGAGUCAAAGGAUGUUCUACUUGAGAUUUAUGCUCCCUGGUGUGGCCAUUGCCAAGCCUUGGAACCAACAUUCAACAAGCUCGCAAAACAUCUUCGUAGCAUUGAUUCUAUUGUAAUAGCCAAGAUGGAUGGAACAACAAAUGAGCAUCCCAGGGGAAAGUCUGAUGGAUUUCCCACUCUCCUCUUCUACCCAGCAGGAAAAAAGAGUUCUGAUCCUAUUACUGUUGAUGUGGAUCGUACAGUGGUGGCUUUUUAUAAAUUCCUCAAGAAACACGCAUCAAUCCCAUUCCAACUCCAAAAACCAACCUCAACUCCAAAAACCGACAAUAGUGGGAAUUCUGAUAUCAAGGAGAGUCAGAGUAGUAGCACAGACGUGAAGGAUGAAUUGUAAGGAUUAAAUGACAUCUAUUUAUACUGAGGGAUGACUUAAAUAGAUGAUAAGAGUAGAGUGACUUGCUGCUCACAGGAAAUUGCAAAUGAUUGAGAGAGAAAAAGUACUUUCCCUAACCUGGCCAAAACCAAAACACAAAUUUCUAAGAAAAGGGAAGUAGAGAAAUGAUGGUGACGUUAACAUAUGUAUUAGCUUCUUCAGCUUAAUUGGUUUUGUAUUAGACUUUUGUGAGACUGAAUUUGAAAAGUGGCCCGAAAUUUUAAUUUAUCAGCAAUCUAUUUUUUGUUUUAGAUUA